AUGAGACGCCAAGUCGAAGAAUCCGACCUUCCAGAUUUCCUCCACAACUCCCCCUUCCUCCCCAUCAGCGAUGGAGUCGCCUACUCCUACCCCAAAGCUGUACCUCAACCCAAACCCACACUUCGACAACUACUUAAAUCCAAACCCGUGCGAGCAUCGAUCGCCACCUUCUUCGGCCUGCUCAUAUUCCUCUACCUCCGGUCUCGAUUCCGAAGUGCUCACGUGCUGAAUCGCCUCACCGGCCCCUCAUGUUAUUUCACCACGCCUCAGAUUCCAAAUGAGUCCUAUUUAACUCAAGACGUCGAUUGGUCUCAAUUCGCUUACGCUCUUUAUGCAACGAAUGUCGAGUAUCUAUGUAACGCUGUAAUGCUUUUUGAGAGUUUACAUCGAUUGGGAACACGGGCUGAGAGAUUGUUGAUGUACCCUGAGACUUAUUCGCUGCUGGAUACUUCCGGGAGUGUGGAGACGACAUUGUUGCUGAAAGCAAGAGAUGAAUAUAGCGUUAAGUUACAGCCGGUGAAAGUGCAGCAUGAAAAUACCGCAUAUUAUUACGGACCCAACUGGGCCGACUCCUACACCAAACUCCUCGCAUUCAACCAAACCCAAUACACGCGCCUCAUCGUCCUAGACUCGGACUCAACCCUCCUCUCCCCCAUGGACGCCCUCUUCUUCCUCCCCACCACCCCCGCAGCCAUGCCCCGCGCCUACUGGCUCACCAAACCCCUCCUCUCCUCCCACAUCAUGGUGCUCACCCCGUCCCCCUCCUCCUUCGCGCUGGUGCAAACCGCCAUCAAGAAAGCCAGAUACGGCGUCUACGACAUGGAAAUCAUGAAUUCGCUCUUCGGUUCCGCGUGCCUGACCAUCCCGCACCGCACCUACGCGUUGCUUUCAGGCGAAUAUAGAUCCGAGGACCAUGAGCCGUUCUUGAAUUUGGAGGUUGAGCUCGAUGAUGGCAGGGAGAAGGAGGAGUGGAAUCCGGAUGUGGUGAUUAAUGAGGCGAAGUUGGUGCAUUUUUCGGAUCAUCCGUUGGGGAAGCCGUGGGUGGUGAGCGAGGAGGAGAUUAGAAAGGUGGCGCCGGGGUGUGAUAAGAUUAGUGGGUGGGAGGAGGAGUGUAGGACGAGGGAUGUGUGGUUGGAUCUUUAUGAGGAUUUUAGGAGGAGGAGGAAGGUAAGUUUCUCCCCUUUCUAA
This is a messenger RNA of Mollisia scopiformis, 1188 nucleotides long. RefSeq names its product nucleotide-diphospho-sugar transferase. Lineage: Eukaryota; Fungi; Ascomycota; Leotiomycetes; Helotiales; Mollisiaceae. Gene Ontology annotation, molecular function: glycosyltransferase activity. The transcript has 2 exons. Bases 1 to 1188 code for a protein of 395 amino acids. The record is from RefSeq and is a predicted model, not a curated record.